AUGGCUCCUACCACGAUCCAUUGCGUGCGUCAUGCUCAAGGCUACCACAAUCUCAGCGUUAUGAACCAUGCCAUGCAUGACCCCAUGCUUACGACACUCGGCGAGGAACAAUGCAAAGUCCUUGCCGCAAACUUUCCCUUCAUGGACCGUGUCGAUGCCGUUGUGGCAUCUCCCAUGAAACGCACCGUGUAUACUGCUCUUCACUCGUUCGCUCCGGUCAUCAAGGACAAACGUCUCAAGGUUCUCACCCUCCCGGAACUUCAAGAGACAUCGGACCUGCCUUGCGAUACUGGGAGUAAUGUUCAAGAUCUCGAAUCAGAGUUCAAAGGUCAACCCGUUGAUCUGAGCUACAUGUAUACUGCUCCGGCCAAAGCUUGGAACACCAAACUCGGCAAAUGGUCUGCUACUGCUUCAGCUGUCGAUGAUCGUGCAAGGAUAGCCAGAGAAUGGUUGUACAACCGUCCAGAGAAGGAGAUUGUCGUUGUCACCCAUGGUGGCUUUCUGCAUUACUUCACCGAGGACUGGAUGGAAAAGAACAAGGGUAACACUCUCCCUCGUCGUCACCGUCAUCGUCGGCGGUCUGACGCUCCCCCUCCUCCUGUCAUUGUCAUCCUGGAACGUGUUCGAUCCAAAUCUGAGAGUGGACCUGACUCUUCAUCGUCACGUCACCAGCAUCACCAGCAUCACCAUCACAAUCAUGAUAAGCAGAAGUCCUCCUCCUCAUCACAGCACAGAGUACAUCAUCAUCCACAUUCUCACAGAAUUCCAGGUACUGGCUGGGCCAACACUGAGUAUCGUUCGUAUACCUUUGGCUCGAAUCCUAAGAGCGGUAGACCCGUACUCGUCGAGACACAGCAGAGCCGUGCAAGACGUACGGGAAACGAGAUUCCUCUCAGCAGAUCAGAGCAGGCAAAUCUACAACGCGUCGAGUCGAUGCAGAAAGCCGAAGAAGAAAAGGCAUACCAGAAAGCCAGCGGCAUCCAAGCAAAGGUAUAA
This is a messenger RNA of Aureobasidium vineae, 996 nucleotides long. The record is from the annotation of a GenBank genome assembly. NCBI's taxonomy places the organism in Eukaryota, Fungi, Ascomycota, Dothideomycetes, Dothideales, Saccotheciaceae.